Colletotrichum karsti is the source of this 1752-nucleotide messenger RNA. Its product is annotated as alternative nadh-dehydrogenase. The record is from RefSeq and is a predicted model, not a curated record. Bases 1 to 1752 code for a protein of 583 amino acids. Gene Ontology annotation, molecular function: NADH dehydrogenase activity. The transcript has 3 exons. NCBI's taxonomy places the organism in Eukaryota, Fungi, Ascomycota, Sordariomycetes, Glomerellales, Glomerellaceae.
AUGGCUUCGACCGCCAGAGCCAUGAGCUCCCUUCGCGCGGCCCAGCUCGUCCCGAGAGCUCCGCGCGCUGCUGCCAGCGCUGGUCGCAGAACCCUCACGACGACCUCCAGACAAGGCCUGCGCACCGUCGCCGCGAGGCCAGUAGCUGCCGCUGCUUCCAGAACCGUCGCGCGCCAGUUCCGCAGGGAGUACGCCGACGCCGCUCCCGUCAAGAAGCCCGGCAAGAUUCGCAGGACCUUCAGAUGGGUCUGGCGUCUUACUUACCUCUCCACCCUCGGUCUCUUCGCCUACGUCGGAUACACCGUCUACGAGGACAGGCACUUUGAGGACCAGGUCGAGUUCGACCCUACCAAGAAGACUCUGGUUAUCCUUGGCACCGGCUGGGGAUCCGUCUCCAUGCUGAAGAAGCUCGACACGGAGAACUACAACGUCGUCGUCAUCUCCCCCAGAAACUACUUCCUCUUCACCCCUCUUCUCCCGUCAUGCACGACCGGCACCAUUGAGCACCGCUCCAUCAUGGAGCCCAUCCGAACCAUUCUCCGCCACAAGAAGGCCGCCGUCAAGUUCUACGAAGCCGAGGCCAGCUCCAUCGACCCCGACAGGAAGGUUGUCAAGAUUCUGGAUACUUCGGAAAUUAAGGGCUCAAUGUCCGAGACUGAGGUCGCCUACGACAUGCUCGUCAUCGGUGUCGGAGCUGAGAACGCCACUUUCGGUAUCCCGGGUGUGCGCGAGAACUCUUGCUUCUUGAAGGAGAUUGGCGACGCCCAGGCUAUUCGCAAGAAGAUCAUGGACUGCGUCGAGACCGCCGCUUUCAAGGACCAGUCCGCCGAGGAUAUCAGCCGUCUUAUGCACAUGGUUGUCGUCGGUGGUGGACCCACCGGUGUCGAGUUCGCCGGUGAGCUUCAGGACUUCUUCGAGGAGGACAUCAAGCGUCUGGUUCCCGAGAUCGCCGACCGCUUCAAGGUUACCCUGAUCGAGGCUCUCCCCAACGUCCUGCCUUCCUUCUCCAAGCAGCUCAUCGAGUACACCGAGAAGACCUUCGAGGAGGAGAAGAUCGACAUCCUGACCAAGACCAUGGUCAAGAAGGUCACCGACCAGAUGGUCGAGGCCGAGGCCACCGGACCCGAUGGAAAGAAGCAGACCCUCAAGAUCCCCUACGGUCUUCUCGUCUGGGCCACCGGUAACGCUGUUCGCCCCAUCGUGCGCGACCUCAUCUCCAAGAUCCCCGCUCAGAAGGACUCCCGCCGUGGUCUGGCCGUCAACGAGUACCUCGUCGUUCAGGGCACCCGCGACAUCUGGGCCAUUGGCGACUGCGCCGUUGCCGGCUACGCCCCCACGGCUCAGGUCGCUGCCCAGGAGGGCAACUUCCUCGCCAAGCUCUUCAACAACAUGGCCAGAACCGAGUCUCUCGAGGCCCGCGUCCAGGAGCUUAGCGGCAACCUGAACCUCCAGCCCGGCAACGCGGCCGAUGUCGCCAAGGAGAUUGAGGCUCACGAGCGCCAGCUCCGUCGCAUCAAGGACAUCAAGCCCUUCCACUACUCUCACCAGGGCAGCUUGGCCUACAUCGGCUCCGAGAAGGCCGUCGCUGACGUCAGCUGGUGGAACGGCAACAUCGCUAGCGGUGGUAGCAUGACCUACCUCUUCUGGCGCAGUGCCUACCUUUCCAUGUGCUUCAGCACUCGCAACCGUCUCCUGGUCAUCAACGACUGGCUGAAGUCCAAGGUCUUCGGCCGUGACAUUUCACGAGAAUAA